Messenger RNA from Lolium rigidum, 435 nucleotides. RefSeq lists its product as uncharacterized. The transcript is spliced from 3 exons. Bases 82 to 426 code for a protein of 114 amino acids. Lineage: Eukaryota; Viridiplantae; Streptophyta; Magnoliopsida; Poales; Poaceae. The record is from RefSeq and is a predicted model, not a curated record.
AAGCAAAGCGAAUCGCCGCAAACCCUAGCAGCGUCCUGCACCAAAUCGACCGAUCGGUCUCGUCCUCCCGGCCGUCGAGCUAUGGCGCUACGCAACCUGGCCGUGAAGAUGCGGAUCCCGGCCUCGGCCGGGCCCCGGCUCCUGUCAGCCCCUCGCGUUUUGCCGGCGGCCGGUUCUCGGGCGCUCCCUUUCUCCUCCUCCUCCAAGUCCCCCAUUAAGGUCGCUAGAAGUUGGUACCUGUUACAGCGAGAGCAUUAUGAUGAUCUGACAAAAGAGUUAAGAAACUUAAGCCGUCUGGUUUUGUGGACUGAAAAGUUCGAUCGUUUCCUUAGGCGGGUUUACCUAGUCGGCACUCCUUUAGCCGCUGGUUGUGUGGUCCUAGAGUGGAAUGACUAUCGGAAAGCCAGUGAAGCUGCGAGGAAGUAAUGGCUAUCC